AAUUUAACUUGGGUCGUCUACAAGUUUCCAGAGAACUAGUAAGUGAUGUCAUUCUCCCCAGAUGGGCUAAGUCAGCUGAAGAUUUCAUCUAUAAACAUAGGAAAGCUCUGGAGUCUGAAUAUGUUUCUGCUCAUCUUCAUGAAUGGAUAGAUCUGAUUUUUGGCUAUAAACAGAGGGGGCCAGCUGCAGUGGAGGCACUCAAUGUUUUCUAUUACUGUAGUUAUGAAGGAGCUGUGGAUCUGGAUGCCUUAACAGAUGAGAAGGAAAGAAAAGCCUUAGAAGGGAUGAUUAACAAUUUUGGGCAAACACCUUGUCAACUGUUAAAGGAACCACACCCUUCUAGAUUGUCAGCAGAGGAGGCAGUGCAGAAGCAAACCAAAACAGACACUUCACCCUUUAACUUAUUUCAACACCUCCCUGAACUCAAGUCAUUUUUUAUAGAGGGAAUUAGUGAUGGUAUUCCACUAUUAAAGGCCAUUGUCCCCAAAAAUCAGUCUCGUUCUUUUAUUUCACAAGGCAGUCCUGAGUUACUGAUAACAGUAAGCAUGAAUUACGUUAUUGGAACCCAUGGAUGGCUGCCUUAUGACAGAAACAUUUCUAAUUACUUUACAUUCAUCAGGGAUCAAACUGUGACAAAUCCAAAAACUCAGCGUAGUAUGAAUGGACCUUUUGCUCCAGGGCUGGAGAUAACUUCUAAGCUAUUUAUAGUAUCACAUGAUGCGAAGUUGCUUUUUAGUGCUGGACACUGGGAUAAUAGCAUUCAAGUGAUGUCACUUACAAAAGGCAAAAUUGUUUCACACAACAUCAGACAUAUGGAUAUUGUGACUUGUUUAGCUACAGAUUACUGUGGAAUACAUUUGAUAUCUGGUUCCAGAGAUACUACAUGUAUGGUAUGGCAGAUAACCCAACAGGGAGGUGUUCCUGUGGGCCUAGCAUCUAAACCGUUUCAGAUUCUGUACGGACACACUGAUGAGGUAUUGAGUGUUGGCAUAAGCACUGAGCUAGACAUGGCAGUGUCAGGAUCAAGGGAUGGCACUGUGAUUAUACAUACCAUUCAGAAAGGUCAGUAUAUGCGGACUUUACGACCACCUUGUGAGAGUUCUCUGCUCUUGACCAUUCCCAAUUUGGCUAUAUCUUGGGAAGGACAUAUUGUCAUCUACUCCAGCAUUGAAGAAAGUACCACCCUCAAGGAUAAGAAUGCAUUGCAUUUGUUUUCUGUAAAUGGCAAGUAUCUACGGUCUCAAGUCCUGAAGGAACAAGUAUCAGAUAUAUGUGUAAUUGGAGAGCACAUUGUCACAGGCAGCUUACAAGGAUUCCUGUCCAUAAGAGAUCUCCACAGUUUGAAUCUCAGCAUCAACCCAUUAGCCAUGCGAUCGCCUAUCCACUGUGUUUAUGUAACCAAAGAAUAUAGCCAUAUUCUUGUAGGAUUAGAAGAUGGUAAAUUGAUUGUCGUGGGUGUUGGCAAGCCAGCUGAGAUGCGCUCAGGUCAGCUUUCUCGAAAAUUGUGGGGAUCUAGCAAGCGGCUCAGCCAGAUUUCAGCUGGAGAGACUGAAUAUAAUCCUCAAGAUUCCAAGUGA
This is a messenger RNA of Lipotes vexillifer (Yangtze River dolphin), 1577 nucleotides long. Its product is annotated as neurobeachin-like protein 1. The annotation marks the transcript as partial. Lineage: Eukaryota; Metazoa; Chordata; Mammalia; Artiodactyla; Lipotidae. The transcript is spliced from 13 exons. Gene Ontology annotation, cellular component: cytosol; membrane. Gene Ontology annotation, biological process: intracellular protein localization. Gene Ontology annotation, molecular function: protein kinase binding. The record is from RefSeq and is a predicted model, not a curated record.